CUACCAGAACAGAAUAACAUCACUUAGAAGGAUCUACGAGAUGUGGUGCCAAGGAAAAGAAGUUACCAUAACGGAAAAACAGGAUGGUGAGUUCAUUGUUUUUUUGCCUAAUGAAUACACACCCACUCACACGCACAUACAUACAUUCAUACCAGGUGUUAAAAAGAACCUUUUGCUAUUUUUCAUCGCCAAUACCUUUUUACUGCAUUCAUAGAUGAUAAUCAGAUUUUGGUAGUGUAUAGCAGAUGAGUACAAUUUCAUUUUUAUAAAAAAUAAAUUUGGAGGCACAGAUAUCUUGCAUUUUUUCACUUUUAUGCAUUCUCUUCAAAAAUUGGCUUCAGAUUUUGGUGAUCUUGAAACCUUAUGUGUUAAAAAAGAGAGCCACAGAGAUUGCACUAAAUGCAAAUGAGUGCGUCCAAUGAAUAGAAGCAUUCAUUGCAAAUCUGGGUCAUCCUUUAUGGGGCUCACAGUCAAUGUAGGAAUUAACACCUGGAAUUAGGAAUGUUCUGCCUUUCCUCAUUAGUUUCUAAAACAAGAAAAGUUAUGUACCAUAAAUUAAUGCAUUGCAUUGCUUACUAUUUUCUCUUUCUUUUUCUUUUAAAAUCAAACUAGACAUUGAUGCCCAGGAGGCCACAGAGGUGAUGGUAGUUGACAGGAUGGACCAGGAAGAGGAGAGAGAGCAUGGAGGGGACAAUAAGGAAGGAGAGGAGGAUCAGGCUGAGGAGGAGGAGGUGGGACAGGACAAGGAGAUUAGACAAGAGGAGAGGGAAGAUGAUCUGACAGCUGUAGGUCUGCUUCAGGAAAUGCAUUUGACAGUUAUCAAGUCUCCAGAGGUUGAGAUGAUGGAAGAGGAAAGGUUGAAGGAAUGUGAGGUAACGCAGGACAAUGAGACUGUAUCAGAGGUGAAUGACGAUGAACUAGUCCAUUUACUGGAGGAACUGAGGGCAGAGAGUACAAACGUUGAUGCUCCAAAUGCUUUGGAGGUGAAUGAAGGACGUACUGAAAAUCAGCAGAAGGGGGAAGUACAGGAAGUGACAGCACAAGAGAAGGGUGAUGAUCAUCAGGCGAAAGAAGUGCAGAUGAAGGAUGCAUUUGAUGAUCUGAAGGGGUUGAGACUACCACCCAAAAUGAAGAAAAGAGGAAGACCAAAGGGCCAGGAGUGCACUGUUGUUGGGCUGCCAAAGAGAAAAAAACGUCAGACCAUUCCAUUCUCAAGAUUGCAUCCAUGUGAGAAAGAUCAAGCUGUUGUGUCAUGGCUUGUCGGAGAAGAGCUGGCAAAGAGAAGUAUUCUAAGAGGAUAUAUGAUCGAGGAGGUGGAUGUCGAGGUCAGACCUGAGAAACUGCCCUCCAGGAUUUUAGACGAGCAGGUCGAUGUUAACAGGAUGAGGAAGUAUUUUACCAAAGAUGCCUGGAGUUUGGUGCAGGAUGUGGUGGCUGCCAAGAGGAAUGAUCCAAGAUGGACAUGCCCUAUUUGCAACCUUGACCUUGAUGACAUAGACUCACCUACACUUGGGUGUGAUGCCUGCUUGGAAUGGUUUCACCUGAAAUGUCUAGGGAAAGCAAGCCAGCCAAAGGCGGCCAAAUGGUUCUGCUCAGUUUGCCGCAAUGCCACACACCGCAACUCCCAAAACUGAUUAAUUUGGGAACAGAUCCAUCCAGGCUCAAAAGUCAUGAAAUUAGUAUGGAAUUGCUAAUUUUACCUAGUUUGGCCUAAGGUCGGUCAGGCUUACCUCAAGCAUUCCAUAUUUCAGUUGAGCGGAGAUAUGUCUCUCCUCUGGUCUCGAUCUGUUGCACAGAUCGAUACUUCUUGAAAUCCUUGUGUAGAACUUAGUGAAAGAAGACUCGCUUUCAUUUUAUUCUUUAUUCAUUCCUUUGGUAUUCAUUUUAAUAGUUUUUUUUUUUUUUUCAAAAUCGGAAAAGAAAGCAAACUCUUGGCCUAUUUCCAAUGCCACGUUUAAGGAGAGUUUAUGCGGUUUUCAGCCGUUAUGUAACUGGCAUAAGAUAUGUAUGCUAUACAAAAAAAAACAUGAAAGAAUGAACAGUAAAAUAAUUAAAAUGUGUAAUCUGCUAUAGCCUAAAUAUUCAAAUACAUUAAAGUGAUUACACAAUGGUAAACAAAAUUUUGAUAUAUGAUCAAGAAUAGAAUUCUAAGAAGAAUGACAUUAAAAAUAUGAUGAUUUUCAAUCGAAAUCAUUGCAUUUUGGCAAAUUUUCUCAUAAAAAGUUAUGAGCUGACCCAAAAAAAUGAGUUUAAGGUAUGACGUAUAAGUGGGUACCCAGCUUCACGCAUUGCAGUUGUGCUACGCGUUAGACUGUACAACAUGUAUUAUACAUUGCGCGCAUUUUGCUAGAAGUGCGCGACAAGGUACCCACUUUUAAAUCAUUUUGACAUCAAAGUGGGUACCCAGUUGAAACUGGGUCACAGCUUAGGGGUCAAAAAUAUCCUGAAUUCUUACCACAUUUGGGGGUUUCCUUGGCAACACGACUUUUAAAGAAACUUUAGACAGAUGAUUUUCUGCUAAUAAAAUCAUGCUCUUUUAAAUGAACUAACAUUGUUUGAGCAUUGGGUACCCCCUUUAAUAUUAAAAAUUUGCAUGAUUGUAGUAUGUAGAAUUCUGUAUGAUUCUAGGUUUAUAUAUGAUUCGGCAGAAGAAACUCUUAAAGCUUUUUUGUUUCUUUUCAAAAGCUGAAUUCACUUAACGUACCUACACAUUGAUGGCUCAAGUCUCCUCGUGAUUAAUGACUCAGUUUUCCUCAUGUUGACCAUUUUUUGAAGAGGAUGACAGUUUCAAUGAAGUGCUGAUAUUGAACUGAAUCAAAGUCAUCGGGGGGAAAAAGGUUCUAUAUGUUACAUGAUAAUUUUAUGUGUUCCAAUGAAUCUAAGUGCAGUCACAGAAAGUGAUGAACUGGUAACUCCUUUUCACUUUUAACAAUCAUGUUUUUGGUACACAUUUUUAAACAAGGCAUUACAGUACACUCCCAUGUUUGCAUUUGCUAAAAAAGGACAGCAACUUUAGACUCGAUACAUACAAAAUGCAAGUAUAUGGUUCCAUUUGAUAUAGACUGGCCAUCUGGAUAAAAAGAAAAGAAAACUGUGCACUGCCAAAGAUGAAUGUGAUUUUCAUAUUGGCUUUCUUUUACUCUGACCAAGUAGAGUCAUUGUUGUGUUUUAAAAGAUUAAUGAUCUUUAUAAGUUGGCAUUAUACAUGUUUAUGUUCUCUUUUGAACUGAGUUUGGAUAUAAAGUUGAAAAUAAAAAUGUGUUUUGACUUAAUUAGAAUGUGUGCAAAUUGUGUCUGAAUUAUUUUAAACUGGGGGGGGGGAUCAUAGGGAUGGGGGGGGAGUCAAAUAGUCAAUCGGGGUUAGUAUAUGUAGAGUAAACAAACAAAAUGGCUACAUAAUGAGUAAACAUAUUUCUUAUCAAUGUGCGUGCUUGUUUCUUUGUUUCUGUAUAUGUGCAUGUGUGCAAGUAUCAAUGGGUGUUUAUACGUCCGUGAGUUGUGUUGGUGUGUACAUGUAAGGGGGGAGGGGUUAGUGGAGAAUAAUGAAUAAUUAUGAAAUUAAUCUAAAACCUGUAAUGAUCACUGUAUGAGGGGAAAUAAUGAAAUCAAUAAUUAAGCUAAUGGUAAUAAUCACUGUUUAUCAUACCCCCUAACCCAUCCCCAUCCCCCCCC
This is a messenger RNA of Lytechinus variegatus (green sea urchin), 3672 nucleotides long. RefSeq names its product transcription initiation factor TFIID subunit 3-like. NCBI's taxonomy places the organism in Eukaryota, Metazoa, Echinodermata, Echinoidea, Temnopleuroida, Toxopneustidae. The record is from RefSeq and is a predicted model, not a curated record. The transcript is spliced from 5 exons. The coding region runs from base 642 to 1634 and encodes 330 amino acids.